UUGCAUUCUUAAAAGCUUACUAGAACCUUUAACCAGGUGACACUGCUUCUGCACCCUUGUGUAGGAUUUAGAAUGAUGCAUGCAAUUUCAUUACAAUGAAACUUUGAUAGGAUUGAAAACCCAUCCUUUUUACUAUUUCAAAGCAAACUAUUCUGUAAGUUAUAAAUCAAUAGACACUUGCCACUGCCCAUUCUUAUUAAAAGUGUACAGAUUUACACUGAAUGUGCUUCAUUUUUUGAAUGACUGCAGGUCGAGGAGAUAUGGAUCAGAACGAAUCAGACAAUCGCAGAAUAAUUCGCUAUCCAGAUAGUCACCAGCUCUUUGUUGGCAACUUACCACAUGAUAUUGAUGAGAAUGAACUGAAGGAAUUCUUCAUGAGUUUUGGUAACGUCGUGGAACUUCGCAUCAAUACUAAAGGCGUUGGUGGAAAACUUCCAAACUUUGGUUUUGUAGUGUUUGAUGACUCUGAGCCAGUUCAGAAAAUUUUAUUGGCAAAAGUAAGUUACUUGUCCAUAGUCCCUGUUUGGCAUUUGCCAGAGAGAGGGGAUUCUAUUUGAAUUCCUGUGUAUAAAUGUUCUGAAUUCUGUAUUCUCGAGACUUUUACGGCAUUGAAUGUCAUAUUCUAAAAUAUGGCUUUGGAAUAUUUCUCCUUGGAGUACAAUUUUCCCUACCUGCAGUCUUAAGUGGUCAGGAGAGUCCAAUCUAUCAGCUCAUUCUAAUCAAGUCUAAUUUUUAAUGUACUAUGCUUUCUUUGUGUCAUCCUGUUGUGAGGAAAAUGUAAAUUCUAACUGAAGGUCUGUUCAGAUAACAUUUGCUAGCCCCUAGUGUAUCUAUACUGCACAGUGAAAUCCAGGGACAGGCUUUGCACUUCCUUUCUUCAUCCCCUCUCCACUGAUAAUUCUAACAGCAUAUCAACUAUAGUUUGGCUAGAGUUUUUUUUUAAUUGAAAUAUGCAUUCUUCGUCGUGGCCUCUGUGCAUCACAC
Varanus komodoensis (Komodo dragon) is the source of this 984-nucleotide messenger RNA. RefSeq names its product ras GTPase-activating protein-binding protein 2-like. The record is from RefSeq and is a predicted model, not a curated record. Lineage: Eukaryota; Metazoa; Chordata; Lepidosauria; Squamata; Varanidae. The transcript has 2 exons. The coding region runs from base 240 to 557 and encodes 105 amino acids. Gene Ontology annotation, molecular function: RNA binding.